AAAGGUAUUUAUCUAUCUAUUUAGUGAAAUGUCAUGUCGGAGAGUCACCAUAGUCUUCAAACGCUGACUUUAGAGCUAACUUGUUUUUGAACUACCACCCCAACCUCAUUCAUACAUACGUACAGGUGCACAGUUGGUAUUCCUUUUUGGAUGCGCAUUGUGAUUCUGAGUGAGUGCUUCUCAAACAAACUCAUCCGAUCUGAAAAAACCCUCACAUUUCUCAACCGUUCAUCUGAUUCCGAUCUGAUCUGCGAUAUUCGGAAUCCAACAAAAUGGCGACCAUGACUAGCUUGAUCGGUCUCAUCAACAAGAUCCAACGAGCUUGCACCGUCUUAGGAGAUCACGGUGGUGAGGGUUUAUCUCUCUGGGAGGCUCUUCCCUCCGUCGCCGUUGUCGGAGGACAGAGUUCAGGAAAAUCCUCUGUGUUGGAAAGUGUCGUCGGAAGAGACUUUCUUCCUCGUGGAUCUGGUAUUGUUACGCGGAGGCCACUGGUACUGCAACUUCAUAAGACUGAAAAUGGCCAGGAAUACGCCGAGUUUCUUCACAUACCAAGAAAGAGAUUCACUGACUUUGCUGCUGUGAGGAAAGAAAUAGCAGAUGAAACAGAUCGAAUAACUGGGAAGUCAAAGCAAAUUUCAAAUGUUCCUAUUCAACUCAGCAUUUACUCACCAAAUGUUGUAAACUUAACCCUGAUAGAUCUUCCCGGGUUGACGAAGGUUGCAGUAGAGGGACAACAAGAGAGUAUUGUUCAAGAUAUUGAAAACAUGGUCCGUUCAUAUGUUGAGAAGCCAAAUUGCAUUAUCUUAGCUAUCUCUCCGGCCAAUCAAGAUAUUGCCACUUCAGAUGCCAUAAAAAUUGCAAAAGAAGUUGACCCUUCAGGUGAAAGAACAUUUGGAGUGGUUACAAAACUUGAUCUUAUGGAUAAAGGAACUAAUGCAGUUGAGGUUCUCGAGGGAAGGCAAUACAGGCUGCAGCAUCCAUGGGUUGGAAUUGUGAACCGUUCACAAGCUGAUAUUAAUAAAAAUGUUGACAUGAUUGCUGCUCGAAGGAAGGAACGUGAAUAUUUUGAGACAAGUCCUGAAUAUGGACAUUUGGCACAUAAAAUGGGCUCAGAAUAUCUUGCUAAACUUCUAUCUCAGCAUUUGGAGCAAGUUAUCAGGCAGAAGAUACCUAGUAUCAUUGCUCUAAUAAACAAGACCAUUGAUGAGCUUAAUGCAGAGUUAGACCGCAUUGGCAGGCCGAUUGCUGUGGACUCUGGGGCCCAACUGUACACUAUUUUAGAGAUGUGUCGUGCAUUUGACAAAGUAUUUAAAGAACAUCUGGAUGGGGGACGUCCUGGUGGGGACCGGAUAUAUGGAGUUUUUGAUCACCAAUUACCAGCUGCUUUGAAAAAGCUUCCCUUUGAUCGCCAUCUUUCCUUAAAAAAUGUCCAAAGAGUUGUCACUGAAGCUGAUGGAUAUCAACCUCAUCUGAUUGCUCCUGAGCAGGGUUAUAGGAGACUCAUUGAAGGGUCUAUCAGCUAUUUCAAAGGCCCAGCUGAAGCCUCUGUGGAUGCUGUCCAUUUUGUUUUAAAGGAACUUGUACGUAAGUCAAUUGCAGAAACUGAGGAAUUAAGAAGAUUUCCAACACUUUCAAAUGAUAUUGCAACCGCUGCAAAUGAUGCUCUGGAAAAAUUCCGAGACGAAAGCAGGAAGACAGUUAUGCGAUUGGUUGAUAUGGAGUCUAGCUAUCUAACAGCAGAAUUUUUUAGGAAGAUUCAUCUCGAACCAGAAAAGAACCCAAAUGGACCACCAAAUUCAAACCGGAAUGCUCCCCCCACCAUGGACAAUUAUACUGACAAUCACCUCCGCAAGAUUGGCUCAAAUGUAAAUGCUUAUAUCAGCAUGGUUUGUGAUACGCUUAAGAAUACCAUACCAAAAGCCGUAGUCUAUUGCCAAGUCAGAGAAGCCAAGAGAUCAUUGCUAAACUACUUUUACGUUCAAGUUGGAAAGAAGGAGAAGGAGAGAUUGGGCGCCAUGUUGGAUGAAGACCCAGCCCUAAUGGAAAAGAGGAAUCAAAUAGCUAAAAGGCUUGAAUUGUACAAGCAAGCUAGAGACGAUAUUGACUCCGUGGCUUGGAAAUAAACAAGAUCCCAGAUUUUACAACAGAUACUGUGAGGAAGAGUUGCCAUAGAUUUUGGUAUUUUUAUAAUCAAACUCAGACAGACUAUGAUUACAAGAAAUUGAUUUGAACUGCAUAUAUUCUUUUGGCCCUGUGUAUAAAGCCACUGAGUUCUAUGUUGUGAUUCUAUGUAACAAUAGAGUUGUUGGUUAUGUUUUUUUCCCCUCAACCAUGUUGAUUAUUUUAGAAGAGCAUACCAUUUUAAGUUACA
Cicer arietinum (chickpea) is the source of this 2371-nucleotide messenger RNA. RefSeq names its product phragmoplastin DRP1C. The record is from RefSeq and is a predicted model, not a curated record. NCBI's taxonomy places the organism in Eukaryota, Viridiplantae, Streptophyta, Magnoliopsida, Fabales, Fabaceae. Gene Ontology annotation, molecular function: GTPase activity; GTP binding; microtubule binding. Gene Ontology annotation, cellular component: microtubule; membrane; cytoplasm.